Ectocarpus siliculosus is the source of this 2876-nucleotide messenger RNA. The record is from the annotation of a GenBank genome assembly. NCBI's taxonomy places the organism in Eukaryota, Phaeophyceae, Ectocarpales, Ectocarpaceae.
AUGACUUACGUCUACAAGUCGAAUAUUCAAGCUGUCUCCCGCUACAUGCAGACCGCACCACUCGAGUGCGCCCUGUUCGUUCCUUCUGCGAUCGGCCUAGCAGGCUGCCCAGCUGAUUUUUCUUUCGUUGGCUGCUAUGCCGACUCGGUCGGCAAGAGGAUACUCAAUUCGAGGGGCCAGCAUAAUCCAAUGUCUGCGGAGAUGUGCUACAUGUUCUGCGACGACGGGGUGAACACCCACUUUGGCAUGCAAUACUCCGGCGAGUGCUGGUGCGGGAUUCACCCCGAGCUAAACCAGAACGGUGAGGAGCUCGCGGCCGGCGAAUGCGACUUUCUGUGCGCGGGCACCACCACAGGCGAAAUUUGUGGAGGUUUCUUGAAAAUGAGCGUAUUCGAGAUUACAGCGUACAAGGGAUGCCAAUACGAGGCUCUCGAUCAGCCGAUUGGACGAGGAUCCCCACCUAUUUCCGGCUCAGAAGAUACACAGAUAGUCGGGCAGCCUUGGGACUACCAAGAAAAAAUCGACGGGACCAAUUUCUUGUCAGCGCAGAGUGAUCUUCCUGGGGCGUGCGACGGGAACGAUGACCACCAGAAACUUUUGGCCCAGGUCCGUGUUUGGGAGGGUGCCGCAAAGACUGCGCCAAGGAUAUUCUGCGGUAUAUCCACCCGCCAUCAGAACCAUCGCACCAACGUCAAGGCGAUCAAGGAGACAUGGGCGUCCCACUGUGACGGAUUCGUGGCCUUCAGCGACAAAACUGACCAAGAACUUAGCACGCUCAAGAUCAAGCGAGAGGGCCUCGAGGAGGAAGGCAACAUGUGGCAGAAAAGCAGAGCCAUCUGGAAGUACAUCAACUUCCACUACAAAGAGGACUUCGACUGGUUCAUCCUCGGGGGCGACGACCUCUUCCUUAUCGCGGAGAACCUGCGCAAGUACCUGCUAUCGGAUGAGGUCAAGAGCGCAGGCGGGGGCAUCAAAAACGGCGGGGCCAACCCCAUGUACCUAGGAAGACGUCUACGUGUGUUUGGCGAGGACCAUCGAAUGUACAACAACGGACGGGCCUCAUACGUGUUGAACCAGGCGUCGGUGGGCCUCUUGGCGAGCCACCUCGACGAUGACGAUUGCCAGCCCCAUAGGAAAACUCCAUGGGAAGAUCUCUUGGUUUCUAUGUGCUUGAAGAAGAACGGCGUCAGCGCAUUCGAUACUCGAGAUACUCUCGGGCGCGAGCGAUUCCACCCCUUCACGCCAGCAACUCACUUCGGGCAACACAUGCCUCUGGACCCAGCAGAUCGCCUUGCGUCAGGAAUCGUCGUGAAUGCCUGGUACAUGGACCAGGAGGUUGAUGCGAAGUUCGGUCGCGAAGGCUACUCAAGUGACUCCCUCAGCUUCAACGAUGUCGAUGAGCAGCUCAUGAGGCGGCUUUACCAUUUGGUUUACUCCUGCCAAAAUGAUGAGGUUCCAGGCCCCGAGUCACUACCACAGGCUAAUCCCGUGCAGAAGUUGGUUGAGAUCCCGGAGGAGCUGACCGGGUGGGACUUGGUGGAGAGAUUACAUUCUAUCGGCCUCGACAGUCGCGCUGAUCUGGCAAGGGUACUUCAGGAGACGGACCCUUUCAAGGUAGCUGUGGACUCUCCUGACAAGUUCGAGUGCCCAGAUAGAGAGGCGGAUCGAUUUUCGUUACCCGACAUUCGAGAUCAUGACAACGAGGAAGCAUUCAAAGCGGGACAGGGGUUUCUCUACUAUCAGCACUUGAGGAAAGCGGGGGGAACGGCGUUCUGCGACAUGGCUUCCAGGAAUAUGCCGGCAACGGAAAUACCGUGGUACUUCUGUAUGGCGGAUGGCAGGGGUUCCACCGCGACCCCUCCAUGGUCAGACAAGGACUUCUUCUUGGAAAGUAUGCAAAAGCAUGGUUAUCGCCUCACGUCCAACGAGUGGGACGUCUUACCGAUAGAGCACCUCACUCUACAGGGGGCCAUCUUUGCUACAACGUUAAGACAUCCGGUGGAUCGGUGGUACAGUCAGUAUCGGUUCGAGCACUUGGAGCACCGCGACGGGUCUAAGCCAGGCAGCGAGCUCUUGCCGUUCGACUUGUGGUACAAGAAGAUAAGACAGGAUGAGAUGGGCGACAACGCCUACAUCAAAACCUUCUGCGGUCGGUCUUCCCAACGAGACGAUACUUUCUCAGAGGGCGUGGACGGAGACGGGCGGCCCAACUACGCCCGGGAUUUGUGGUGGAGCUACCACAAAUUUAACACCUGGGGAGACCAGAUCGCCUGGGAGGACCUGAAAUCUGCUAUGAAUAUCCUUAGACGAUUCAACCUCGUUCUUGUGCUGGAAUUUGUCGAAGACGAGAUGUGGGCAUUGGAGGAGGCGUUCGGCUGGAGCUUACCACGGAAACAGUGGCUGCCGGACGAGCACGAAGCUGUGCGACUCGACAAGAAAUCGAUUCACGCGAUUGGAGCUUUACCUAGCGAGGCGUGGACGGAUGUCCUCAACGCGAACGUUUUCGAUUUUCUGUUGUUUCAAUGGGUCAAGAGGCUAUACCUGGAGCGACGCGCUUGCCGCCAUGUCGAUCGAGCGUCCAUCUCCGAUUUUCAACCACAAUAAGGCCUUAAAGGCCUAUUGUUGGACAGCCGGUUGACCGGUUGAUCGAUGGGUUGCGUACGUAGACGAUGGUUGCUGGCCACGGCGAGAAGAACAUAUUUGUGCGGAAUACACCUUUGGUGCGCUCUUAAAGUGACGCCCACGGAUACGAAUUUGGAAGUCGUUGCAUGAGCUAAAGCUGUGCGCGUGGCUGGAGUGUGUUGUUGUUGUUGUUGUUGUUGUUGUUGUUGUUGUUCUUCUUCUUGCUGUUGUCAGUGUUUUUGUUGUUGGCGUCC